This is a messenger RNA of Hylaeus anthracinus, 8852 nucleotides long. RefSeq names its product 1-phosphatidylinositol 4,5-bisphosphate phosphodiesterase epsilon-1-like. Bases 2741 to 7825 code for a protein of 1694 amino acids. The record is from RefSeq and is a predicted model, not a curated record. Lineage: Eukaryota; Metazoa; Arthropoda; Insecta; Hymenoptera; Colletidae. Gene Ontology annotation, molecular function: phosphatidylinositol-4,5-bisphosphate phospholipase C activity; guanyl-nucleotide exchange factor activity. The transcript is spliced from 21 exons. Gene Ontology annotation, biological process: lipid metabolic process; phosphatidylinositol-mediated signaling; small GTPase-mediated signal transduction.
CGAGUCUUGUUUGUACUGUUUAGGUGGUGGCGUUCCUCUCUCCCCGACUAUUGUCUGAUAAUGUUCGUUGAAUAUUUCACACUGCUGCUCAAUAACAAUAUUCAAAGUUUGCGUUACUUUUACCGUCGAACAAUAGGCUUCGUUCAAAAUAUUAGCGAUGAAAGAAGCAGUGAUUUCUACUGGUUAGAAGCCACAAUUCAAAUCUUUUAGAAACAAAAGUGAUCCUGUCUAGUUGAAACUCUCAUUUGGAUUCUAUAUGUCUCUGUAUAAACAUCUCAUCAAAAGAUCUUUUCUAGAAAUAUUGGCAAUAUUGGCAAACUUUGUAUAUUUAGCUGAAAUACGGGGAGUUAAUUAUACAGUCAGUGAUGUCUAAGUGUCUCUCUGUAGGAACUGUGGAGCGACACGUAUGAACAAAGGAUGCGAAAUUCCUAGAUCUACGUUUACACAGUGCUAUUUCAUUAAUAAUAAUGAAGAUAGUCUUUCGAUUUCGCCUUAAUUGAAUAUAUUUUGAAUCGAAAUUUCAAAAUGUUAUAAAGCAAAAUAAGCACGAAUAAAGACAGGACCCCGAAGAUACAGAAGUAAUCUAUUCACCCCAUUGUACCAAAUCUUCCCUUACCAAAAAACACCUUACAUCUCAACGAUACGCCUAACAAUUAAAAGCAUUAAUUAUAAUCAUGCCUUCGCGACAAUUCACCUGUACGAGCCACCGCGUGCCACUCAUCCCUCGCCCUGGCUACAGUCCUUCACCCGUUGCUCGGCACAAUAAUGACAAGUGCUGGGGGUGAACCCUCGAUGGUACGCAACGCGUAUCGGCGGAAUAUCCAAUAAACCAGGAUGAACAACCGCGCGUCCGUAGGCAACACGGGGCUCAAAGAGGCUGGAAAUAGCGGCGGCGUCCAGGGAAGAAAUCUUGCCGGUGGUUGGAUAUAAUCGGUACACACGAACCGCGAUCGGGGGCGGCACGUACGAUUACCUCGCCGGGAUCGGCACUGGCACGGUUAGCCGAGCUUCGAAGUCCUCUCUCUCUCCGUCAUCUUGAGUCCUUCGAGCGUGAACGGAAAUACCCAUCGGCGUGUACCGGAAGCUCACGGCAAAGUCCUCCACCCCUUUGCCCUCCGUUUUAGAAAAGGGAUCCCUGUAGCGAUUUCUGCGGUAGCGUGACAAGAGUAGCCAACACCGCGGAAAGAGGAGGAGGGGAGUAGGGUAAAAAAAAAGAAACGCGACGAGGGCAGGGGUUGGGAAAGGCCUGUGGAACGCGAAGGGAUGGAAGAGGAUGGCAGAUAAAAGGGUAGGAAGAGAAACCGGUCGGUCUAAGGGGGGUGGGUUCGAUUCGCUGGUGGCAGAACCGGAGAGGAGAACAGUGUGGUCGGAGGAGAGGGGUGACAUUAUAUUUGCGCAGAGCUGCCCGAUAGGGCGCAGUAUCGUCGCGACCGCCGUCGCGUGCACGUCGAUUUUUCGUGCUUUUACUACGUGUUUAGACCCGCGAGUGCGUCUGCACCGAGAACGUCGCUUUCACUCCUCGUUGGUCGUACCUUGGCCAGCUUACUCUACUAGUUCUCUCGUUCUUUCCCUCUCUCGUCUACUCUCUCUUUCUCUCUGUUUACCCGCCUCUGUUCGUCUAUAUCUGUACUCUUUUUUUUUUCACGGUGUCACCAAGCGUUUCCAACGUUUAUACCAUCCCCGGAUUCCCGAUUUUCUACCGUGCUCCGUUUCGCAUAACUACGUGUCUCGCGAUCCGUGUUUAUCGCGAAUAACGAAAACAAAACAAAAAAAAAAAAAAAACAACAACACGGAGGAGUCCGCGAAGUGUCGACGGCCCGAAGAGUAACAUGACGUUUACCCGAGACGUCUGCAGAGCAAGAACAUAGAGAUAGAGUCGGACAUAUUUGCUGGGAAGGAAUAUACAUUGCUAUCAAGUGAGAUUGUUGCGAGCAGUGCUCAAAUUAUGACGAACAGACAUUGUUGAUGACGUGUGCACUAAAUUUAAGAGGGUCAACGGAGGGCCCCGGGAAUCCUUGAAAGACAAUAGAAGGAACCCAACGGAGAAAAGGAGAAGGCGAAAACUGUCCGUGUGAUCCUGCCGAAUAGAGGUCAAUGGAGCCAUCCUGAUGCAGGCUGCAAAACUACGUGGGGAUUACCCGUCGUUGUCAUCGGGCUGAUUUCAACGGUGAGCAGGUGGCGAUUCCACCUUCGGGUGGAAGCGCCGUUUUCAUCACCGCCAACGGCGAAUAGUACAGCCACUUCCGCUUCCUCCACCCCACGUGGCCGAACCAUUACCUGAUAAGAGCUGGAGAAGCGGCCGCAGCCGCAGCCGCCUCGGAGCUCUGAGGAGCUGGAGGAUCUGCACAAGUUAUUGCACUUCCCCGAGGAGGUGGCGCUCAGGUUGACGGAGACCGAAUACCAGCUGUUCUACCAGGUACCGCCCCAGGAGUACCUAAGGCACGUGGCACAAGAUCAGAACACGCAGAAACCACCUGCCAGGCCACCCCCGUCGCCGAGUCACAGCUUCAGCACUCCCAGCACCGCCAACAGCUCGACCCAGACCGAGGAAGAGUCGAAUUGGCCUGUUCCCAACAUUUUUUCUUCCGUUCAGACACUCAUCAAUCGCUUUAACGAGGUGAGCUCAUGGGUCACCCAAACGAUACUAAACGGCGCGACGAUAGAAGAAAAACAGGCAGUGCUGUCCUGCCUUCUCCGAGUGGCUCAGACCUGUUGGAACAUUGGAAACUUUAACUCAGCCAUGGAAAUUGUUGCCGGCCUCAAGUCCAACAAGUUAAAGCCAUUUUGGCAUAGCGUGAACGAGCCCAUUCCAGUUUUGGAAAACCUCUCCUCCGCCCUGUUGUCUCCUGAAUAUGACUUCGCCCUCGCUCGCGCUUUAGCGAUGCCAGAAUGUCCUGUGAUACCGUUCUUCGGAGCCUUCCUGCGGGAAUUGCGGGAAGUCAUCGCUUCCGAGUCCAAGUCUCAGCAGGGCUGCAAGGACAAUCGGGAAUCCUCGCGCAGCAGAGAUACGGAUUCUGAAAACGUGUCAUCCUCGGGCCAUUCCACGAAGAUCACACUGGAUAGUAUCACGGAAUCGCCAUCGGAAUGUAACUCAAGAAAUAGUUCCUUGAAGAAACAGGAUAACACUCCUCUCCGUGAUACGAACUCCAUCCUCGAGAAAGUUGCCGAAUUUCAUAAGCAUCGACAUGCUCGAGGCAGAGAUGCCACAACUGGUUCGCUCCAUCGCACGCUGAGCAUCCAUACGACCGCGAUCGAGCAAACCUACAUGGCUGAAGAAUGCGACGAAAACGACUACCACCUUGAUCUCGAUUCCUACAAGCCGGUGCAGCCAAUCGCAAUCGACCAUGGGGUUGCGUUAUUUCCUGUUGCUGCUCCUCACUCCGGAAUGGAUCUGCAUCUUCUCCAGAUGCUGCACCAUGGAACAACCUUGGUGCAUUGGGACUCCGAAAGCGGUACUACGAGGACGGCCUUGGUAUUCGCGCGAGUAGAUCGUGCUUGUGGUACCUUCGUUUGGGAAAAGCCACCUUGGAGUCCCCUGAAGACUGCUCAGAUCGGCGGCGCAGCCUCCACGGAUUUCUCGCUAACUGCCAAUCCAGAGGACGUGGUACCAGCCGGUUUAUCAACGAGAUAUGGGACUCAACAGUUGGAGUGCGCUUCCGUGACCCUGGAAGAAGGAGUUUUGGACCUAAGCCUGGUCAAGGAAGUGAUGAUCGGCUGCUGUGAUCGCGACAGAGAAACCGAUCUCAGAAGCAUCUGCAAGAGGUACGGUCUACCUGGAUCCGACUCGUGCAUCGGCCUCAUGUACGGCUCAAGCUUGCCGGACAAUCGACUGAUCUUUAUCCUUUGCCCUCCUGCCCUUAGCAAAAUUUGGUACAUGGGUCUCUGUUGGAUAUUGCGAGGCCUGAAACGACAACAACAAUUAACGGACCGUAGGUCACGGUGGUUGAAAGAAAAAUACCUUCAGCUUUAUUUCGAAGAAGCUUGCCUUGAGCCAAUGACUGCGGACGCUAUAAGAGCAUUCGGCGGUCGCGAUUGGUCGAUGACUGAAAACAUUGGGACACUUUCGCCAACGAGUAGCACCCUUCGUAAACGAACCAUUAACGUUAAGGGGAAAAAAACGAAAUCCAUUGGCAAUAUUCAUGCAUUAACAAAGGAUUUGAGCCUAAAACAGUACGACUCUUCAUCCUCGGAUGGAGCCUUGUCAGCGGCCCCUCUUCGGCAGAUUACGGGCAGCAGAGAAUCCUUGACGAAAAUCAUACCGGCAUCUCCACGGUCUAGCAGAGAUCGAGUUCCCCCUCGCAGCCCCCCCGCUACUGCUGAACGAAUUCUUAGCUCCAACUUGCCUUACUCCAGCUUUCAGAGCCUACUAUGCGUCACCAGAGAGAAGGACAAAAACGGAUCCGGAGUGUCGAGCGGAAUGGAAGCACCGUGGCAAGUGAAGUCACGCACAACUUCUAUAAUGUACGAAACUCAGUUAAACUUCGUUGAGUUCGUCGCACUGUUCCGUUCGUUCAGCCUGAGAGCCCGAAAGGAUCUACGGGAUCUAUUCAGCCAACUAGCGAUCACUUGCCGCAGCCAGAGCGACGGUUCCUUGAGAGACUUCAAUAUACGUCCGCCGGUGUUGAGGCAAACCAGCGAUGCGACACCUCAAAGAAUCGGUCUCCUAACGAGAAACAACUCCAUCGACUGUCACGAGUACAAAACCAGUAGCAACCUUCAGAAAAAACAAGUUUUCGACGCAGUCGCUGCCGCUAGCAUCGUUAAUAAUUGUUCCGGCGUAGACACUUCUAAAUCGCAAGUGAUCACUCUGACGACGUUCACAAAAUUUUUGGAGUCACGACAACAGGAGAAAUUAACCGACGAUGAGAUUAAGACACUCGUUAAGCGACACGAACCGGACCCAGCACUACGUACACAAUGGUGUUUGUCUUUCGAGGGCUUUGCGAGGUACAUGAUGGACAAGGACAAUUAUGCUUUCCCAAACGAGUAUGCGACGCCGUCCGAGACUGAAAUGCAACAGCCAUUGUCCCAAUAUUACAUCGCCAGCUCGCACAACACCUAUUUAACUGGGCAUCAACUGAAGGGGGAAUCUUCAGUUCAGCUUUACUCCCAAGUACUGCAAACAGGAUGUAGAUGCGUAGAACUCGAUUGUUGGGAUGGCGAUGACGGGUCUCCUGUCAUCUAUCAUGGGCACACCUUCACUACCAAGAUACCGUUCCGUUCAGUCGUAGAAGCGAUUGAUAGAAGUGCUUUUGUAAGCUCCCCUUACCCCGUGAUUCUCUCCAUUGAGAAUCAUUGUUCGCAGACUCAACAAGCUCGAAUGGCUCAAAUCUUCCAAUCGGUUUUCGGAGAGAAAUUAGUCACAAAAUUCCUGUUUGAGACCGAUUUCGGCGACGAUCCUCAGCUGCCAUCGCCAUCUCAGUUGCGCUAUAAAAUACUAAUCAAAAACAAGAAACUAGUGAUGGAUCCCACCGGCCCCCUAGCGCACCCUCCCUUGAGUCACCGCGGAAAAAUGCUGAUGUCCGAUCGUGCAUCGUCUAUGAAACAGAUGCGCACCGAUGUGAGCACUGCAUCGGUCGUUGAAUAUUUCAGCGAGGACGAUGACGACGAGGAAGACGACGACGAGGACGAUAAUAUCGAUGAUAACUCGAUUUCCAGUUACGAGAGGUACUUGGGCGGAAUGCAGGUGCCGCACGGUCGAUUAAAGUCGGAUUCUGCGGUCGAUGACAAGUCGCAGAAGCAAAGCAGCCAAAUUGCCAAGGAACUAUCGGACCUGGUGAUAUACUUGCAGGCCAUUAAAUUCCGUGGAUUAAACACGACGCCGGGGAACGCUGCGACUGGAAAAGCGCGCCAUCAGCCGCACAUAGGACCCGUCCAGAGGCAUAGUAUCGCAGGAAUUGGAACCAACACCAUAGCUGGUGCUUCGGGAUCACCGCAGUCAUUAUCGACAUCAGCUUCGCUAGCCAGCGGUGGCAGCAACAUUGACAAUCUCUUCAGGUCCAAUCGCGGAGUACCUGCCUGCUUCCAGUGCUCCUCGUUAAAUGAAAGUACAGCCAAGAAAAUCUGUAGGAAACAGCCGUUGGGCGUUGUUGCUCACGCCGAGACCCAGUUAAUUCGAACCUAUCCAGCUGGAAUGCGUAUCGACUCCACGAACUUCAAUCCAGUAAUCUUCUGGGCCUUUGGCAUUCAAAUGGUGGCGCUAAAUUACCAAACCGACGAUGCUGGAUUGAACCUAAACGCUGCCAUGUUCGAGCAAAAUGGACAGUGCGGAUAUGUCAGGAAACCUUCGGUGAUGUGGGACAAGGGCCACAUGAUGUACAGACGCUUCAAUCCAUGGGACAAGGAGUUCGACGGGCUGCACUCGGCGCAUUUAACUCUGUCGAUAGUCUCUGGCCAGUACGUUUCCCCAACGAAUUUCGUCGCCAGUACCUACGUUGAGGUCGAGCUGGUCGGCAUACCGAUCGACUGUGCCAAGCAUAAAACAAAAGUAAUACAGAACAACGCCCUGAAUCCGAUCUGGAACGAAAAAUUCUGCUUCCAAGUGAUGUUCAAAGACCUCGUAUUUCUGCGCUUCGGUAUCGUCGAGGCGAGCUCCCACCAUUUGAUCGCUCAAAGAGUCAUCCCUCUGAAAUGCCUGAGGCCUGGCUACAGGCACGUUCGUUUACGUUCUUGCAAAAACAAACCGUUAGCUCUGUCAACCCUCUUCAUUUACUCUCGUUUGGAAGAGGAAAGCCUCGACUACAACACUUGCUGUCGCGACCGCAAGGAGUCAUCGAAACGUCCGUUAUCAGGCAAAGAGCCAGAAAAACUGACCACCGUGGAUCCCGGAUUGGGCGGGGUAACAUUGAAGAGGAGAAUGUUUUUCUUAAUGGUUUACCACGUGAUACCGGACGAGCCGUACACUAUUUUAAAAGUCACCCAAGAGAGCACGACACAAGAGGUGAUGCUACAAGCUCUUCAGAAGGCUGGGAUAUCCGCGGACCGCGUCGACGAGUACAUCCUCGUCGAGGAAGUGUCCCGAGGCUGGGAAAAGAGAGACAGAGAGGAACUGCCGACCCAACGCGUGCUGGAUCCAACGGAACAUCCUCUGCAAGCGCAGGCUCUGUGGAAGGGCCAGGGACGUUUCCUGCUGAAAAGAGUGGGCGACGAUCCCAGCAGCAGAGCCUGGCUGGCGUCCAUCAGAAGCACCGCGGGUCACUCGAAGCUCGAUUCCGAUAGGGACACGUCCACCCACAUAUGGGACGAAGCCGACACCUUCCUAGUUUGCAUUUACAACGUCUCACCCGAUAUACCUUACGCGAUUCUUCGAGUUCCCGUCAGCAGCUCCGCCCAGGACGUCCUAGCGCAGGCUUUGGUGAAAGCUAGAAGAAUGGAGGACCCGAUGAAGUUCGCUCUGGUCGAGGAGCUCGAGUGGGGCGGCACCGGGGCCGUCGGAAGCGGCAAUCGUCAGCUGAGAGUCCUGCGCGACGACGAAAACGUCUACAGCACCCAAGCCUUCUGGAAAACCCUUGGGAGAUUCAUUUUACGCGAACGAGAACAGGCGAUACCCAGGCGACACCUGCUGCCAGCCACCUUGGACAGACUCAGUAAGGGUUUUUCUGUUGGGAGAUCGGUUUCCUUGCCAGGUUCCAGCAAGGAAAAGGUGCCUGUUUCAGAAGCGCUAUCUGAUCCGACUUCCAGAGGCCUCAGGCAUCGCCUGCUAAUGUCUGGCCGCAGGAGGGAGGUCCACUCCGAUGGCGAAGACACCCGCGAGUCCGACAUACUGAACGCGGCCCUUCACUUGAAGAAAGUGUCGCUUAGAAAGCUAAGGGUUUGGAGGUCAUAGUGGCAGUCACGGGCGACGUCGAUAUCAUCGAUCUUCGCCGCUCGGAGAAACGAAUCGUAAGUUAACGAGACCAGAUCAUUGCAUUUGAGACGUAGAAAAAUGUAACGAGGCCGACUGUUUGGCUCGAGGGAUCUCGAGGAUCAUUCGCGUCCACUCUAGAGAGCUUCGUUGGCCAUCAUUUGGAACACCGACGCGCAACCGAUGGAAAUAAAUUUAACGUAAAAAUAACGGAAGCCUAAUUAUAUGCGACACCACUUCGAUACGCACGAUCCGAGUCUUCGCAUCAUCGCUUGGAAACAAACCAUUAUUAGUAAAUAGUACGAUUGGUUGAUACAGAGUUUGAUUGGACGUAAUGUCGUAUAAUAGAUAUUCGAAAUUGGACAGCCUCCGAGGUGAAACGAAACGAACCCAAAUUAUGUUCAACUGAUCUUAUCGAUAGCGUUUGAAGUGAAAAAUUAUAUGAUUAUUUUAUGUGCUGUUAUCUACGUAGCUUCAAAUCGUUCAAUUCCAAUGACUAAAUUAAUAGUUGUGUACAUAUCCGCAGGUAGUCUUGGAUGUUUCGCUGAAAGCGAAUUUUAUAAUAGUAUCUUUCGCCAGUCUCGAUUUUCACGAUCGCCACACUUUUCUAGUCAUUAUUGAUACUGUAACAACGUACAAAUGGUAAUCUUCAAGAGAACGAGUUCCUCAAUGAGCACACGGAGCCACUGAAUUCGACACUUCCCAAAGGACUUUCUCGAAAUGAUACGCAGAGAUAUUUUUCAUCGCGAAGGUUUAGUUCGAUCGAUCGGUUCGUUUGGUUGGUAGAUUAACACAAACCCUGUUUUCCAUAUUUUUGUAUACACGUGUACAUAUUUUUAAUCUAAACUAUAUAUUUUAAUACAUGUAUAUAUUUGUAUUUAACGGAUACAUUGUAUUCAAAGAAUCUGUGCGCAAUACCACAGGAGGGGCUUCGCUAAAUUCAUCAGCGAUCGAAAGAGUUUCACGGCACAGAUUAAGAAAAAAAGAAAAAGAAAAAGAAAAAACAAAA